This is a messenger RNA of Dentiscutata erythropus, 418 nucleotides long. NCBI's taxonomy places the organism in Eukaryota, Fungi, Glomeromycota, Glomeromycetes, Diversisporales, Gigasporaceae. The record is from the annotation of a GenBank genome assembly.
AAAUGCUUCAACAAUUUCCAAUCCUACAAUUGCCAACAUAGAAAAUCAAUGGAAAUCUUUAUCAGAAACCGACAAAUCUAAUCUCAUAAAGAAACUUGAAGAACUACAAAAGCAGGACUGGAAUAAGCUAUCUAUUGACGAUAAAAGAGCAGCUUACUAUGUUUCAUUUGGACCUCAUGGUCCGAGAGAACCAUUUAUUGGACCAGGUCACACGAGUAAGGUAUUUAUUGGGGUUGGCGGUGUUCUUGCAGCAUCUUUAGGAUUCCUUCUUUUUACCCAUAAAGCAGUUCCCGAACAUCCGAGGACCUUAACUAAAGAAUGGCAAGAAGCCACUAAUGAAAAAAUGCUUCGUCAGAAAGCAGAUCCAAUAACUGGAAUAUCAUCUGAGGGAUAUAAAGGAAAAGGUUACGUUGAAUAA